AUGCCGAAUUUGGAUUUCAAGUCGGGCAUGAUCCAACUCUUACCGACCUUUCAUGGAUUAGAGAGCGAAAAUCCAUACGUACAUAUUAGGGAGUUUGAAGAAGUGGUGGCCACUUUUCACAACCGAGCUGAAGACGUGGACUCUGUGCGAUUGAAAUUCUUCCCUUUCUCUUUGAAGGACAAGGCUAAAAGCUGGUUGUAUUCUCUGCGACCUAGGUUUAUUAGAACUUGGGAAGAAAUGAAGACAACAUUUUUCAACAAGUAUUUCCCUCACCAUAAGACUAAUGGACUCACAAUCCGAGAGCGCCAAUUUGUGGAGAUGAUGUGCAAUGGUGAAUUUCUCCAAAAUGACCCCGAGGAGGCUUUUGAGUAUCUUAAUGAGUUAGCCAAGAAAGCCCACACAUGGACUGGUCUAAGUGCUACUGACAGCACCAAUCGGUCUCGACCAGUUGGAAUCUAUCAACUAAGGGAAGAGGACAAUCUCAAAGCCCAAAUUGAGUCUUUGACACGACAAAUUGAGACCCUCAAAACCAAAGAAGGUAGAGGAAUUCACAUGGUUGCUAGGGCAGAGAUACAAGAGCCUUGCUUUGUUUAUGGAGGGGUGGAAUAUCUAAUGAAGGAUUGCCCUGCUUACAAUGAAAUGAGAAGGGUUUACGAGGAGCAAUACAAUGCCUUAGGAUCGUACAACAAACCCUUCUCUAACACAUACAAUCCUAGCUGGAGGAACCAUCCAAACUUCAGUUGGAGAGAUUCCACCCAAAGUAAGACGAAUCAGAAGUUUGAGUCACUGUUCACGCAAAUGGUGGAAGAAAGUAAAGAAAUGAAGAGUCAAAUCAUGAAGUUGACUGGAGCUUUGGCUGUUCAAGAACACAGCAAGUUCCCUUCACAAGCUCAGUCAAACCCAAAGGGCCAACCUUGA
This is a messenger RNA of Morus notabilis, 918 nucleotides long. RefSeq lists its product as uncharacterized. The record is from RefSeq and is a predicted model, not a curated record. The transcript is spliced from 3 exons. Lineage: Eukaryota; Viridiplantae; Streptophyta; Magnoliopsida; Rosales; Moraceae. Bases 1 to 918 code for a protein of 305 amino acids.